Molecule: messenger RNA, 2071 nt
Organism: Drosophila biarmipes
Lineage: Eukaryota; Metazoa; Arthropoda; Insecta; Diptera; Drosophilidae
Gene: sinu
Exons: 2
Coding region: 90-824 (244 amino acids)
Biological process (GO): regulation of tube size, open tracheal system; septate junction assembly
Cellular component (GO): septate junction; membrane
Source: RefSeq, a predicted model, not a curated record
UAGUCCACACCCAAACAGAACGGCCAGCAAACCAAACAAACAUUUCCCGAGGAAAGCAGCGAAAUUCCUAUUGAAUUUCCCACCCAAGGAUGCAAAAAUCAUCCCACAUCGCACGCGAGGAUUCCCAGGAGCACCUGCCCACCAGCCAAACCCACACCGUGAACAUGAAGCGGCGCACAUUGUCCGGAAGCUGUGGCGUUGGCGUCUUCGUGUUUGCCUUUGCCUUCAUUGUGAUUGCAUUUGCAACGCCCAGUUGGUUGGUUAGCGAUUACCGCAUCACGGGUGCCAAGCUGGACCGCCUGGGAUUGUGGGUGCACUGCUUCCGCUCGCUGCCGGAUGUGAACGACGACAGCCAGAGGCGGUUCUUCGUGGGCUGCCGAUGGGUGUAUGACCCAUUUACCACGGGCUACGAUGAGAUCCGUGGAUUCCUGCUGCCCGCCUUCAUGAUAGCCACCCAGUUCUUCUACACCUUGGCCUUCAUCGGGAUGCUGCUGGCUGCCAUUGGAGUGCUCAUAUUCUUCCUUUGUGCCGGGCCGGAUCAGAAGCACUUCAUAACACUCAUCAGGUCGGUGGGCUAUGUGCUCCUUGGAGCCGGGGUAAGUGCAGCCAUUGCUGUGAUCGUAUUCGCUGGAUUUGGCAACCGCAAUGGCUGGAUGCCGGAGCAUGCGAACAACUGGUUUGGAUGGUCCUUCGUCCUGGCCUGUGUGGGCACUGUGUUCACCCUGGUGGCGGCCACUUUGUUCCUCAGCGAAGCCCACGUGCAGCACCGGAAGAGGAUUCAGUUCAAGGAAUCGCAGACGCGGUUCGAACUGGUGCGCGGAUAGUCGCAGUCGCAGCCACUGGCACACUUGCACCAAGGAAAACACAGCAACUACAAGCAAAUUAAGAGGAAAACAAAACAAAAACAUUCCGUCCCACAAGAAUUCUCACCCUAAGCAUUACAGUCGAACUUCUCAGACGAAACUUCCUAGGUAGACUUUUGUGCAUGCUAAAGUUUUAGGUAGUACAUGUGUGAUUUAGUACUGUGUUCGUUUAGUUUGUCCAAAACUUUGAAUUUCUAAGCUCAAAAGAAUUAGUAACUCACUUUAUUAGCCAAAGCAAGCUAGGAAAAGGUGGUCAAAUUAAUUUUAAAACCUAUCUUCACAAUUAUACCCCCGUUUAAUUGACUUUCUAUGCUUAAAUUUCUGAAUGUUUUAUGUCUCACACGUUUCUUCAUGUUCAAACAACCUAAAUUAAGCUGGUACCUAAAAGUCAUGGAAAGUGAAUCCAGAGUAGUUCGACUGUAAAUGUAGUUUUUAGUUAACCAAGUUUAUGCAAUUGACAGCCGCACCUCAUCACAAAGCUUUCAGUUUUUGGUACUUAUUAAUCAUCCAUCCAAUCGACCAGAUCAGUUCCAAACGAAGACUGAAUGUUUUUCCGAAUGAAAACCACUACUAAGCACAGCUACCAUCAGGCGAAGACGCUCAACCAAAUGACUCAUGUUCAUGUAGAGUAUUCUACAGUAUUUGCAUAUCAAUUUUCGCUCAAUUAACGCCAGAGACCACCACCCCCCUCAGCAAUUGUACCUAUUUAUAUUUUUUUGCAAAGUCGCAGGCUAGUCGAAACUAGCAACGAAAUAUUACACUCGUGCCUUAAUUAGAGAGAACUAUUUUGGUAUAGUUCAUAGUGCCUAAAAACAAGUUAUUAUACCUGAUCGACCGACCUGCGACGAGGCCCAAAAAACAUUGAAUUGCAUAAACUUCAGCUAAGCUAGUGCCUUAAUUAAGUGUCCCAGAGAGAGCUAAGCGAAUUAUCCGUCCAUUAUGUGUAAGCCAUAAACAUUCCCUUUUCUACUCGAAUAUUCCGCACAAGGAUACCUUCUUUUAAAGGUAGGCAGUAGGUCUGUGUUAGUAUUUGUCCAUCUUUUGCACAAAAUCUAUAUUUAUAACAUGCUCUAAACGGAGAGUUUAGCUCUGUAUCCAAGCAAUACAAACGUCUUUUACCCCAUAUACAAUAGAAUUUGUAACAUGUUUUAUGUACAAACGACUUUUAGCUAAAACGAAGAAUAAUAAAGUUUUUAUUGUAUACAACA